Molecule: messenger RNA, 10153 nt
Organism: Porites lobata
Lineage: Eukaryota; Metazoa; Cnidaria; Anthozoa; Scleractinia; Poritidae
Source: the annotation of a GenBank genome assembly
AUGGAUGAAGAUGGCCAUUUCGCAACAGAAAUGCCGAACAGCGUUCAGGAACUGGAUUCCGAGAGAGGCGUGGACCAAAUAUCAAGCCUUAAUAUCAAACCAGAAGAUGAAGAGUUUAAAACGGUACUUACAGAAUUGGAGGCACUUCCCUUUCAUGACGAAAACCAGAGAACCGUCUUCUUUGAAAACGUCAAUCGCUUACAGGACAGACAUAUUAUUCAGAUUUUCAGGUUAGGCGUUGUUCCGUUGCAAACAUUUACAACUGAAAGUUACGAAUUUCUCGAAGACGUGAUAAACCUUUUUAAGAUAUGCUUCUCUUUUUGCUAUACCACUGAUGUAUCAAAAAGAGUUGCUUUUGAGUGUUAUGCCUUUGCCUUGAAAUUCUGCUUUCGUCCUCAGCCAACACGGUGCCUUGCAACUAAGGUUCUUUCCAGUCUACUUGAACUUGUUCAGAUAUUUCAAGAAGGAAACCUUGCUACCAUUGUCUGCGACCAAAAAGAGCAACAAGCCAACCAAAAGUACUAUUUCAAAAGUGCUAAAAAUCUAUUUGUUGAGCUCCUCGAGGUAUUUGAAAGAAGACGAGAUGAUGGCUACAUUGUAGAAAUCAUUGAUCAAACAAAGAGAUUUGCUUCUGCGGACGCCAAGGCAUCUUGUAUUGAAGAGCAUUUGGUCGGAAAUGUGUGUUUGCGAAGCGAUUACCUGGUAUCGCCUUUUUUACUGACAAAAUGGAUCAACUUGCUGAAAUUAGAAAAUAUCAAUAGUGGCUUUGCCUCAGCUUUAGCUAAGCAGGACACAUUAAGGCACGUUAAAGAGUAUUUUCAGCUGGUUCAUCCUGGUCUUCAGCCAUCUGUUCACUCACGAAAUGUUUAUGAAUCAGUUGUUUGCGGUUUUGUUGAAGUUUUGAAGGAAAUGAGCAACAGCGACAGCAAAUUUUGCCUUCCAGAUGAUGACGAGGAAAGGUUGGAAAUUUUCUUCAAAAGUAUGCACCAUUUUCGCCAAAACAAAACUGCGUCAAUUCUAAUAACUUCACUAAAGCUUCUAGCUACAACAAGCAUUCCUACCGAUGUUCUGCAGGAGAUUCUGGAGCAGUUCUUAAAGGAAGAGAAACAACAGGCACAAGAUUCUCAACAAUUCAUAGAGGACAAAGCAAUAGCCUUUAACAAUGUCUUUAAAGUUUUAUCGGUAGUUCCAGAUGGAAAGAUAGUCAGAAGGGUGUUACAAUUCUGGAGGGAAACCUCUUCGACUGAAUCCGAUUAUCUUUAUUGUAGAAAUUUAUUGGCCCUGUUCGUGGAAGAAUCCAACAUUGGAGAUCGUUGUGGUUUUCAAGAAAGAGCAGAAAGAACACUGAAUUUCUUGUAUUGGCUUCCUCCCUAUUUGCUCCGUUCUACUAGCUUUUGGGUUCCAUUCCUGUCACCUUUCAUAAGGGCAUUUCCAACAUCAUUUCAUAAACGUCCAGAGGCAUUAGUUUUCAUCCACAAAACUGUGCUAGCAACACGAGUUCUCUCUGAGGUGCGUCAAGACUAUGUGACGCUGGAACAUGUUCCACAAAGGCAGUUUUUAACAUGGAUUUCCCAACAGAGUUUCAGCGAAGAAAGGAAAAUCGAAAUGAUUCGGCUGCUCCUGUGCUGCACCGAUGGUGGAGUAUUGGUCAACAAUUGGAAUUUUUCAAUAAACGUCAUUAAACAGCUGACCUUGAGUCAAGAACUGCCAUUUAGGAAAAAGAAAGUCAUUGCUCAUGAUGUAACUCGAUUUGCCAAACUCUUGCAGGGUUCAUCAAAAGUGGAUUUUCAGAACUGUGUUGAAAAUGUCAUCUCAAACCAAACCCUAGAUCAUAAGGAUGACAUCUUUUCUGCGAUUCUUGAUUUUGUGAAACGAUUUGAUGACAAGAAGAGACCCAUAAAGAGCAUUCCUCUUAACGUGUCGCAGCUAUUUUCCUUAAUAUCACAGAUUCCGAUCUCGGGUGACAGAAGAUUAAAACUUCUGGAGAUGGCAAAAGAAUCCGAAGAGGGCUUAGUGAACAGUAGACGAAUUUCAAGCUUUUUGCACCUAAACUAUGACUGCCUCAGAAAUGAAGAAGCGGAUGGGUAUUUUGACAUUCUUGCUUCUGUUUUUGGUGGAACUCUAGGAGGCAAAAAAGAUUUAUGUGAACAGUUUUGUUUGUAUGUUCACAUUUACAGGCCUCCAUUGCAAGUCUGGACUAAAUUUGCCCAACUUGUUUUCUCAGGUUCGUUCAAGGCAGAAAUCGACGGUUACUGUUGUUGCCCUAUUCUAAACGCAGCGUCAGGCCUAAGUUCAUCUGAGAUGUUACAAUUUUUUUCCGAAUUAAGGUCGAGCGCCAAAACAGUGGUCGAGUUGUUGACAGAAGGAAACGACAUUCACGAUUUUACUAAUCAUUGUGGAUCCCAAUUUGUGCCGGAAACGUUUGUUUCAUCUGUAGAAGUUAUCAUGAGGUCAAAAGCGUUAACUGGACCGGAAAAACUGCUCUUAUUCAAAAAAGUGAGUGACAUGUUUCUCAAAUGUCCGAAAAGGUUAUUAGAGCAGUCGAUGGAAAACGCCUUAAGCAACUUGAUUCCCUUGUCAUGUUUGCAAAACAAUCACUGUUGUGUUAACAAUGAACAUCUGUUGCAUUUGGAGUUUAACCAUAUUGAAUCCAUAUUAGACAACCGGACAAUCAUGGCUCAACUGUCGAAAAUUCAAGCCCACUCUUUGUGCAAAGUUGUUUCGAAAAUGAAUUCUGAUUCUUUUUCCGCGAACAAUAUUGCAGAAAUUUAUCAUUUUAUUGGUUCGCUUGAGGAUUUAGAUCAAACUUUCUUUGAAACUUUUUUGACAGUUCUUGAGAUAGCUAUCAGAGAUUCAAAUGCGGUGGAACAUGUGUUGCAAAUUCUGAAGGAACUGGUGUGCAUUGUUCGCGCUACUCCUUCAGAAUUGGUUCCUUUGACCGUGGCCAGUUUUGGGCAACUUCUAGUAAACAGAGUUGGCGGACAAGAGAGACGUCUGUUUCUUAACGAGGUUGUCAUGAAAUGGGAUUUUUCACCAAACGUAAAAGUCUUGUCCUAUUUGGAAAUCCCCCGACUUCUCUGGAAAGUGUACACGACUUGCAAGACACCAGCGGAAAGAAGUGUUUUGAUCGCACGUCUGCAAGACAUUCUUAAGAGAGCGAAUGAAUGUGUUGCCUUAUGUUGUUCAUUGGGGCUUAGUAGCGCAAAACCAAGGGAUAUGUUAAGGAGAGUUCGCUGUUGUGAGUUUGAGUGGCUUGUUCUUCAUUCCCCCCUUGCAAAAGAAGAAGCAGCUCUUGCGUUCAACUUGAUCUUCCAUUGUGAUGAUCUACAAUUGAAAUGUUUCCACGAUUUCUCAGAUGUGUACAUUGAAGAUAACUGCUUCAAAUUUGUACCUCAAAGUUGUGAAUCAGAAACAGAGAAUGAUAUCACCGAUGAAGCAAUAACUAAUGCUACACUAGGAUCUACAAGGAAUGCCUCUUCCGUCACUGAGUCACCUGGUAAAAAUCUAACUCCUCUUUUUAUUGCAGAGAAAGUCAUUCUCAACUUGAAACGUCUGAUCAGAGAAGACGAGGACCUCACUGAAAAGGCUUUUUCCUUUUGGCACCGUGUGUUUGUCAUAACAUCAAUUCCGUACUGUUGGGAACAGGAAUGUCAAGAAAGUUUACCUGCUUCGUAUGACUCAUACCUAGAUGUGAUUCUGUCCAUUCUAUCAGAGAGCUCGUCAACAGACAUUUUAUUCCAUUGGAUUAAACAAAGCAGGCACCACGUCUGCCAGUGCUCAGAGGUUAUUUUGAAUGCCUGUAAGCCUAGCUAUUUUACAGACGACGUUUCCAAGGAAGCUGUGUUCAAAUUUCAAGGUGCUGUAGGUGCAACAAUGGAAAAAAUGCGUUUGGACGCAUCAAGGGUUUCGCCUGUGUUACCCAUGAUGUCUCUGCGAGUUCCCGUCUCAUGCUUUCGGCUUCUGAUUCCACAAGUAAAAGCCCUGAGUAAUCUUCUUGAGUUCAGAUUACGUAUUGAAGUGAAAACAGCUGCCCUUGAGUUAUUUCAAACCAAUAUGCAAGCCGGAGUCGCAGUUGGGGAGGUGCUGUCCUUCUGGUCAUGCAAGCAGCAGGAACUAAACCUAGUGGAACGUUUUAAAAGGCAAUGUCGAGAAGAGGAGUUCAACGCCUUAAAUCCUGUGCAUAAGGAAUUUGUGUGGCAAUUACUUAAAGCAUUUGGUCGGUUUUGCAACUCGUGUGAGGAAGUGCUCGACAGAUUUGAUUAUCUAAGUAAGCUAUACGACCCAGAAGAUCCUUAUGGCUUUAAUCGCUUGCCUCAGUGGCGUCAGACAAUGUUAGCAGGCGGCUAUUCUUCUAACGGUAUUGACUGCUGGUGUGUAGCAUUCCUCAUGACGCCACUUGAAGAUAUUUCAGCUCGUGAUGUCGAUUCAAUUCUUGAUCUGAACGCCGGCGCAUUGAAACUUGUCGAUUCUCAGUUGUCCGAAACAAUCAAAACAUGCAUCUUCCCCACAGAUGGUUUUCAAGUUUCACAAAAAGAAGGUAUCAAAAGUGAAGAAACUAAAGAGCGUCUUCGACUUGCAAAACUACUCGGUGAGUUUAUCAAUAUACUGAAAUUUUUGAAACCUGAAGAAAAUCGCAAGGAUGCUGUCAUCAAAGGAAUAGCUGUCGAUAGCUGUAAAGAGCUUUGCGAAGCGCAUGAAAAUCAAGCAAGAAGAAACAAAUUGUACAUAAUUCAAGAAGAGAAGCUUAAAGCUUUGUUCACUGAGGUUUUUGGCAAGCAGCACAAACUGAACGAUGAUGCACAUAAUGUUUGCAUAAAACAAAGAGCUGCUGACACGUAUGGAGGCUCGCAGGGGUCGAUGGCCUUCUCGAGACAGUCAUCCUAUGUGCAUGAGAACCUUCAACUGAUCAUGAGUCACCGUGAAGUCUAUCAGCCAUUACUGGUUUUGUUACGGCGGUGGUUAUCCCGAGUUGUCUUAAAACCAAACCUUGCCUAUUUUACGCUGGAGAUUGUUCGUCUCCUCUUUUCAGAACACUCCAAGGAUCAAGGCCAGGAGCGUUUAUUCCGUGUGCACACGAAAAUUCAAGAUCGCAUUUUAUCCUUGGAAAACAAUCAAGCUCUCAUGGCGCAGCUACAGGCUUCAGGGUACAAUCAAAAAAGUCAAGGACACCCAGAUUUAUGGUCUUCUCCAAAUGUGGAGUGCUCCGGCUACCUUAGGAAACUCGAUUCACCAGACAGUAGAAGAUAUAUAAAGAAACUGACCCAAGUACUGAGACGCUUGUGGAGUGAGUGGAGGGACAUUCUUUCCAUACUUGGUGUUGCCUUCAUAAAAGUUGGCGAAAACGACGUGCGUACGCAGGACCUUUUUGGCCUUCACGCUUCCUUAAAGGAAAUGGAGAAGCAGGUUUCUGCUGUCAAGGAAACGGUCAACCGAGUAAAUAAGAACUUUCUUGACCAAAGAUUCCAACAGGGUAUUGAACAGAUGAUACGCAUGGAACAGCGACAUCGUGCAAGGAUUAGAACGUUGUACAAGGGCACCGAGGUAAGAGAAUCAACUUGCGUUUUGUUUAAUUUCCUUUCUCGUUUUAGGAAUACAUUAUAAGGGACUAGCUUCAGUCACAUAAGUGAAUAACGUGAUUCCCAAUAAGUUACAAAUAAGUUCCAGCGUAAAAGUAAAGAACUUGCAAACAAUGAGUCUUUCGGAAAAAUCUUAGUUACCACCUCUGUUUUUUCUCGUCCUGCUUUGGAAAUAUUGACAACAAAUGGGUCGGAGUAAAUUUCGUGGAUAUAAAUAGGGGCGGACAGAAAACAUAAUCAAAUUCAUCGAUGGGACAUGUUUAUUUGACCCUGUUUUAUUCCCUUACGCCAUACUCAUUUAAAGUAUUUUACUCACACGAAAAACGUUCGGUAAAUCAAUAAAUUUUUGGUCUAAUGUCAUUUAUAUAUAAUCAUCAGCAGCACCUGAUGCAGUAUAACCCAUUAACAAAUCUACCAUGGCCAUUAAACAAAGAGAGUCACGUCAAAGUUACGAAAACUGUUUUAAGUCUUGCGAUAUUCCUAGUUGCCUUCUUACCGCAGUACGCGUGCAUACUGCAAAAAUGCUUUUUUUCAACACUUGGAAGUGUGUAUUGAUAUUUAUAUAUGUCGAUCUGCUUUGUCAGUUGUUCAUUCCAUAUGUGGCCAAAUUUUACAACUACAGUACUAAUGGCUGGUUUUCACUGUCGACGGAGUCGGAGUCGUAAUCAGAAGGUAGGACUUCACGAUCUAGUGAAAACAGCGUUCUAAUUCCGCUUACGAUGACGUGAAAACUGAGUCUCGGAGUCGCAAGCAGAAGCGGAAGAACUAAACCAAUCACAAAGCGUGGGAACGUGCAUCGUGAUUGGUUUAUCCUUGCGCUUCUGCUUCCGACUCCGACAAUCUCGUUUUCACUAGAUCGUAAACGAUGGAGUCACGGAGGAGUCAGAAGACGUUCUGAUUCAUCCGACAACAACGUUCUGAUUCAUCCGACUACGAUUCAGUCGAGCUGCUGACUGCUGACUGCUGACUGCUUACGAUUCCCAGCCUCAACUUAAAGAAUACUCAGAUUCAUUAUUUAUAUUAUUCUUCCAGACCUCAGAGGCAAAUGGAAAGAAGAAAGCUCAAAUGACAAAAUUUGUCGCUGUUUGGGAAAAUCGCUUUCUCGAAAACGUGAAACUGUGCUCAGAGAGUAUUCCAGGUGAGGUUGAAAAAAAAAUACACACACAUGACACACACUUGGGAAGGUGAAUAAUAUUUGUCAUGUCGCUUUAAGCAUUAUAAAACAGUGGUUGUAGGUUUGUUGAUGAUGGUGGAGAUGUAUUAACGCCGGUUUGGAAGAUUUGGGACAAGCCUUAAUACUGAAAACUGAUCAUGUUUAAACUUUGGUGACUCAACCUGGAUGCAAGGAAAACCCCACAUUGGGCAUUUCCCGAUUUUAGAGCGCACCUUAUGUAAACGUUAGGAUCACCUUAAAGGAGCAUCGUGUUGAAUGUGGCUGGGAGAUUUAAGGCUUUGCGUUACAGCUUACUGAUAAACAUUUGACGAACCACAUUUGUCUUUAAGGAUGCUACGCUCCCAACGGCUUCCACUCAGAGAAACCUGUCCUGUGUGCAUUGUCUGUAGACAACAGGAUUCUGCCUGUCUUUACGGAGGAUAAAAAUGGUAACCGAAAGGAAGUUGAGAAUGUGGAAGUGAAACUACUUGAGGCUGGUAUGUACGUGUUUGAACUGUACACGAGUGGCCAUGAGUACGUAACAGAUGAGCUGUGGGCUGCUUUCUAUAAGAUGCUUUUGGUCGAGAAGCUGGUACCCAGAAUUGUCUUGUCUAAUGAAAGCCCUGGUUUUGACUGGAUAAAGGGAUUCGUGAAGCCAGGUAACAUAUAUAUGUAAUCCUGUUAAAUCACGCCAUUCUAGGAGAUAUAAUGUCCGUCCCACCAUGUACGUGAUAUAUCAUGCAAUCGAUAUCAUGGAAAGUACUAAAUUUAUAUUUUUUCCACGGUACAACCUCACAGCAUGAUGUCCAGCUGGAACUCCUUGGUCUGGAAUCGGACCCUAUCCAGGGAGGUAGAUUCGCCAACUCUGUAUUGUCAAUCCAGUCUUGAGAUAAUUAUGUUGGUACGAACAUUAAAAUUUUUUAGCUACCGCUAAAUAAAUGAAAUCAUGAUGAGAUUACGGAAUUGUUGAUAUGAGGUCCAAACUAAAUAUUCCAGGUAAUCAUCAUAUACAUUUAUUAGAACUUAAUGUAAUCUCCCCGUUAUCUGAUGUUUGCUUUUAGCAAAAAGUCUUCCCUAUCCCUGGAAGUGGAUGCUGCAUCGAGGGAUUGUUCCACCGGAGGAGGACUACUUCGAGCACCAGCCGAUAGAUGCAGCGUUGUGGCCAGCUCGGUUCAAUUUAACAGAAUUUGUCAUUUUGACGGAGGAGAAUGUUGAAAACUUUCAGUUUAAAGAGUUUGAGGUAAGUUAAAUAAACCUGUGAUGAGUUUUGUUCUUGCUGUCAACGUCGUUAACACACUUGAAGUUUGGUUAAAUCCAUGCAAUCCGAUAUUGCAUCGGAGUCAGAUAUUUUGGUAUUUGCCGGUUAGUGACAUGGUGGAAAGUACGAGUGCGUAUGAGGAUAUUAGACUAAGCCUGAUAUACACUUGAGGGCGCUUCUCAUUGCCAGAACUGACCCGGACUGGUUAGACCAUUCCCGUCGCAAUGAUAAUUUCCCUUUUAAUUAAAACUCUCCAGCCAGAGCAGUCAAAUCCUAAAUAGUAUGCACGAAGGAGAACGCUUAGCAAAAACUCUUGGGAAAAGCCUAUUUCAUCUUCAAAGGGACUGGUGCAGCCAUGGUCUGGCUGGCCAGUUCUGACAAACGGAAAGCGCCCUUAGAGAGAUAGUACGCACGCUUUGAUUGAGAGCGAUAUUUCUUAUUGAUCGGGUUUGUUUUAUUGUACUGACCCCAUUUCCCCCCAUUCCAAAAGGUGUCGUGGGUUACAUUUGUGAUUUACAGGAAAAGCCUUACUGUGAAGAGAAGGCGUUUGCGUGUUUGUUUGUUUUUUAACGACUCAAAUCUACGAUUUUGGAGCCAAAUGCGCAAAGGCCUCCCACUUGAAAUUAAAUCUAUUCUUAGUCUCAGAGAUACAUGAGAUACAUUAUAAUCUAAGAAAAUGCGUUUUCUCGUUCCGCACUGUAUAUCGAUGAUACAAUCACGGAACCUCUAUUUUUUGCAAAAAGGAAAAAACACUUGGUCAGUAACGUAGUAAGGUCGUCAAUCUCAGUUAGUAAGUGGUAUAAAUAAAAGACUAUCCUCUUUCUUAACCAGGACGCUCACGGAACAAUCACUUUAUUUUACAGAAGUUAGUUUGGCCAUUUUCUCGAUAAGAGUAGAGCAAAGCUUCAUACUGACGUUGUCUGUCUCUAAGAACGGCCGAUCACUUAAUAGGCGGUUUUACGGUUUUUAAAAUGUGUUAAUAUAGACUUUAUUACCCUCAGGACGCCUGUGCAUUCGAGAAGAGAGAAAGACGAUCAAAGCAAAUAGUAAAAGAGGCCAUUCAAAACCUCAAAGAUGAGCUCCGCUUGCUGCACGGGGAAGACGAAUCAAUCAGGACAGCUUUGGCGGAGAAGUUAGGUCCUGUAGUUAAGAAAACGAUUCAAACCAUCGCUUGUGGUGAAGUUCCCUCUGAGGAAAUGGUGGAGAAGAUGAUUGAUAUGAAAAAGCUUGCCUAUAGAAACCCUCAGGUUUUGACGGGAAGCGGGCAGCAAUACGCAGCUGCAGUAAUUCGCGCUUGUAGAAUGACGCACUGUACAGAGUAAUACUAGGUAGAAUAGUACAAUCUAGAUUUCUCAAAUGUUAUUUAAUUUUCCUUUUUUCCAUUGCAUUUUUUGGGACGAUCAAAGUGAUCAGAACAAUAGACUUGAGAGAAAACCAUUAAAAAGUACGAUUUUAUUGACAGAUUAGGUCAGCUAGACACGCGAAAGUUUAAAAAUAGAUCUUUGCAGAAUUUUCAAACAUGGCAGUUCACAAGCUUAUCACUUCGCAAACAACGGCGUAAUAACUUCAAUGGAACCGCUAAAAGUUUGAAUUGUUUCCUUACCUGAGAAGAAAAGAAGAGAUUUGUUGUUUUCUGUUGACUCGCCAAGUUUAUAACCGAAAAGGUUUGUUGUGUCGUUCUUCGCAUGAAGUGCUGACAAAAAUGGCGAUUCGGUUCCUCGAGGUAAGACGUCGUCUUCAUGUAGCAUUCUUUCUCCUAUUUCACUUGAAACAUGGAAUUUCUGCAAACAUUUGCUUUCAAAUUUGUUUGUCAUAAAUAAACUUCGUUUUUGGGCCAAAUUUUAUCUUGUUAGGAAACGUUGAGUUCACGAAACGGCCUCUUCUAGGCGAAUAGACGGGAGUUGUAAACAAUCCAUCGACCACAAAACUCAACUACAGUAAAUGGAAGAACGCCGUUUUCAAUCCUUCGAAGUCUUUUCUUGCCUGGAAAAAAGUCAACCCAGUUUUUUCGACUUUUGAAAGAUCUUUCUCUAAAAAAAUGGGGAAAAAAGCGAACUCACACAUUAGGGCCAUUUAUACGAGGAAAAAUAAGACGCCUCUUACAUAGGUCGCGUCUUAAAUAAGACGUGAACUUUCCCUAUAAACGGCACAUUUCGUCUAAAAUAA